UAACCAAAACUCACAUUUGUCUUAGCGGAAGAGAGAACGAAAAAUGGGAUAUCAUGUCGUUCGUAACGCACAAAAACCACACGUAGUUUGUGUUCCCUAUCCGGCUCAAGGCCACAUCAACCCUAUGAUGAAAGUAGCUAAACUCCUCUACGUCAGAGGCUUUCACGUCACCUUCGUCAACACCGUCUACAACCAUAACCGUUUCCUUUGGUCCUAUGGGUCGAACGCCCUUGACGGGCUUCCGUCGUUCCGGUUUGAGUCCAUUCCUGACGGUCUGCCAGAGACCGAUAUGGACACCACACAGGACAUCACAAUCCUUUGCGAGUCCACCAUGAACAACUGUCUCGCUCCGUUUAAGAACCUUCUCCAACGAAUCAAUGCCAGAGAUAAUGUUCCUCCUGUGAGUUGCAUUGUAUCUGACAGUUGUAUGAGCUUUACUCUUGAUGUUGCGGAGGAGCUUGGAGUCCCGGGGGUUCUUUUGCGGACAACCAGUGCUUGUGCAUUCUUGGCUUAUCUACACUUUUAUCUCUUCAUCGAGAAGGGUUUAUCUCCCCUAAAAGAUGAGAGUUACUUGACGAAGGAGUACUUUGACAUUGUUAUAGAUUUUAUACCGUCGAUGAAGAAUCUAAAACUAAAGGAUAUUCCUAGCUUCAUACGUACCACUAAUCCUAAUGAUGUUAUGCUUAAACUCGCCCUCCGCGAGACGGCGCGAGCUAAACGUGCUUCUGCUAUCAUGGUAAAUUCAUUUGAUGACCUUGAGCAUGACGUUAUUCAGGCUAUGAAAUCCAUUUUACCUCCAGUUUAUUCAAUUGGACCACUUCAUCUCUUAGCAAACCGGGAGAUCGAAGAAAGUAGUGGUAUUGGAAUGAUGAAUUCGAAUUUGUGGAAAGAGGAGAUGGAAUGUUUGGAUUGGCUUGAUACUAAGGCUCAAAACAGUGUCAUUUAUAUUAAUUUUGGGAGCAUAACGGUUUUGAGUGCGAAGCAGCUUGUCGAGUUUUCUUGGGGUUUGGCAGGAAGUGGUAAAGAUUUUUUGUGGGUGAUCCGACCAGAUUUAGUGGCCGGGGAGAAGGCGCUGGUUCCACCAGAGUUUUUAAAGGAGACCACAAACCGAAGUAUGUUGCCGAGUUGGUGUCCUCAGGAGAAAGUUCUUUCUCAUCCGGCAAUCGGAGGGUUCUUGACUCAUUGCGGAUGGAACUCGAUUCUAGAAAGUAUCUCGGGUGGAGUUCCAAUGGUGUGUUGGCCAUAUUUUGCUGACCAACAAACAAAUUGUAAAUUUUGUUGUGAUGAAUGGGAGGUGGGAAUUGAGAUCGGUGGAGAUGUGAAGAGAGAGGAGGUUGAGGCGGUUGUUAGAGAGCUCAUGGAUGGAGAAAAGGGAAAGAAAAUGAGAGAGAAGGCGGAAGAGUGGCGGCGCUUGGGGGAGGCAGCGACGGAGCAUAAACAUGGUUCCUCAGCUAUGAAUUUUGAGAUGGUUGUGAGCAAGAUACUAUUGGGACACAAAUAUGAGGAUUAGCUAAAAUAUAAGAUGGUCACAUAAAUGUAUUAUUUAUAGAAUAAUUAUUAAAUGUUUUUCGUGUUUUUAUCA
Messenger RNA from Arabidopsis lyrata subsp. lyrata, 1582 nucleotides. RefSeq names its product UDP-glycosyltransferase 85A1. Gene Ontology annotation, molecular function: UDP-glycosyltransferase activity. The transcript is spliced from 2 exons. Lineage: Eukaryota; Viridiplantae; Streptophyta; Magnoliopsida; Brassicales; Brassicaceae. The coding region runs from base 44 to 1510 and encodes 488 amino acids. The record is from RefSeq and is a predicted model, not a curated record.